Molecule: messenger RNA, 915 nt
Organism: Cydia strobilella
Lineage: Eukaryota; Metazoa; Arthropoda; Insecta; Lepidoptera; Tortricidae
Exons: 2
Coding region: 1-915 (304 amino acids)
Source: RefSeq, a predicted model, not a curated record
AUGAAGUCAGAAGAAUUAAAAUCUUUCAUCAAGGCCAUCGCGGAUGCUGUAUCCAAGCGUCGCCCAGACGACGACGUGGCCCUACCUGUCUUCGACCCAGCUACAAGCGACAAUGGCGCAGAGACCUGGUGCAACAACAUAGCUGAGCUUACAGAGGAGUUUGGAUGGAGUAGCAUCGCAACUGUCGCAAAAGCCGAGUAUCGGUUUCAAAGUAUGUCCUCGUCAUCUAUAUUAGACAUUGGUGAGAAGGUGUUAUUCGACGAUAGUAUAGAAAGUAUAGAAUUUCACCCAUACACUCCGUAUAAUGACUCUUUCAAAAAUAACGACAACAUCCACAUUUGUAUCAACCGUCAAGAUCUAAUUCUACUGCCGAGUCAGAGUCAAAUAUUAGUGGAGGGCACAGUGGAGAAAGGAUGUCUACUGGUGAACAAUGGUGCUGCAUUUUUAUUUCAAGACAUUCGUUAUGAAUUGAACGGUGUGGAGAUUGAUCAAGCGAGAAACUGCGGUAUCACGUCCACCAUGAAGGGACUAGUCUCCUACACCAAGGAAAUGGAUCAUAGUCUUCAGACGGCGGGGUGGGAAGUUGGCGCCAAAAAGAUACAUGACAAGUUUACUGUAACUAUACCACUAUCUCAUAUCUUGGGUUUCGCCGAGGACUAUAAGAAGGUUAUAAUGAAUGGGAAACACGAGUUGAUAUUGAAUCGCGCCAGUACAGAUGUAAACUGUUUAGAUUUAGCAGCCGUUGAUGCCAACACGGUACCGCAACCGCCGGUUCCAAAUGGUGAGAUUGAAAUCACCCGUGUCACAUGGAGGAUGCCUGUCAUAAAAGUAUCAGACAAGGAGAAACUGCGCUUAAUGUCGUAUGUUGAGAGAAGCAUACCGGUUCAGAUAGUUCCGCACGUGGGAGCUGUAUGA